AAAAGAGUUAUUUUAUUCAUACUAAAAAAUGUGAUCACAUAGCUUUAUAUAAUCGUACUAACUCUGACUACCUAAAACGCUACAUAUAUGUGUAUUACAUCAGAUUAUAACGCUUUACUAACUAACUAAAUAAAUGCUGACUAACUCUUUGCAUUAAAAUUGAUUUGUUCACUUCCAAUUUAAAGAGUGUGAUUUUAGAGGAAUAAGAAAGAAAUAGGAAGAAAAGAAAAAGAAAGUAAAUAAUAUAAUAGAUGGUACGAUAUAAAAGGAUAAAAAAAUAGAGACAAAUAAUAAAUGCAAGAGAAAGUGAGCUUAAAAUAUAAUUAUAUAUCUAUAAAGAAUAUUCACUCGUACACUUAACCCCCUAGUUAUGCUUCGUUGUUUAUUUUCGUCAAGGUGUAUGCUAGUGAUAUAACUAUAAAAGUAACAGGACAUUGUUUAUCUUUUGAAGAGAAAAUAAACCUUGUGUCCCAUCCCGGAAAUCCAGGCUCUAUAGUUACUAGCUAAUUAAAUACUACGAACACUAUAUACACAUUACUCGUAUCGACGUGCAUUAACAAAGUGAAAGGAAAAAUUAUUUAGAUAAGGCAAUUUUGACUAAUCCUGAAGUAUCUGAUCUGUCUAUCUAUCGUCUAAGCAAGCCGCAUGGAAAACCCCAGUUUUAAUGUCAAGCAACUACCAAUAAUUCAAUUUUUAGUUGUGUGUCUUAAUCACACUCCCUUUACAUGCAGGACCUGACAAUAACAACUCAUGAAAAUCAAUGAUCACCUAAAAAUAUCAGCACCCUCAUAAAUAACAUGUAUCAGAAACUCAGUCGGUCAUUUCCACGUCCAAUCUUUUUAUAAGCUUUAUCCGAAUGCCAUUCACAUAACUGACAGACACCAUGAAAAUAUUUUCCGCUACAGAGCUUCUGAUCUGUCCGUUUUUUCUGCUGUUGCUACUUUACCUUUCUUGUCAGUGCUUAUCACUUGAUAGCAUAACCAUAAACCAACCCAUGAAAGACGGCGACCGUUUAGUCUCCAUAGACCGAGGAAACUUUGCACUCGGUUUCUUUAGCCCAAGAAACUCUACAGAGCGUUACAUCGGGAUAUGGUACAACAAAAUCUCGGAACAAACGGUCGUGUGGGUUGCCAACAGAGACACUCCUCUGAACGACACUUCCGGUGUUCUCUCCAUCAACAACCUCGGAAACAUCGUACUCCACCACCACCACAACAACCCAGACCUUAACCCCGUUUGGUCUUCCAACGCUUCCACCUCAUCUGGCAACGUUUCAGCCAAGCUUCUGGACACGGGAAACUUUGUUUUGAUCCAAACUGACAAUAAUAAAGUUCUGUGGCAGAGUUUUGAUUAUCCAAGCAACACUUUGCUUCCGUUCAUGAAACUCGGGUUGGACCUCAAAACCGGUGUGAACUGGUUCCUAAGAUCUUGGAAAUCCCCGAACGACCCAGGAACCGGAAACUUAACUUACAGGAUCGACCCGACUGGGUUUCCCCAGCUCUUUCUAUUCAAGGACAAUACUCCGUUAUGGAGGGUGGGGUCGUGGACGGGUCAGAGAUGGAGCGGGGUACCCGAGAUGACUCCGAACUUCAUUUUCAGCGUUAGCUACGUCGACAAUGAAAGUGAAGUUUCCAUAUUGUACGGAGUGAAGGAUCCCACGGUAUUCUCGAGAAUGGUGCUUGAAGAGACAGGUCACGUGACAAGGUUCACGUGGCAAGCUCACGAGCACAGGUGGUUUCCAAUCUGGGAUGCUCCGAAGGAGGAGUGCGACAACUUCAGGCGGUGCGGGUCGAACGCGAACUGUGAUCCGUAUAACGCAGAUAAGUUCGUAUGCGAGUGUUUACCCGGAUUCGAACCCAAGUUUGAGAGAGAAUGGUAUCUUAGAGACGGGUCGGGUGGGUGUGUGAGGAAGCGCAACGUGUCCACGUGUCGAAGUGGUGAGGGGUUUGUGGAAGUGCCACGUGUGAAGGUUCCAGAUACUUCCAAGGCGCGUGUGGAUGCAACGAUGAGUAUGAGAGAGUGCAGGGAGAGCUGCCUCAAGGAUUGUUCUUGUGCAGCGUACACGAGUGCCAACGAGAGCUCCGAUAGUGGGUGUGUUACUUGGCACGGUGACAUGGAGGAUACAAGGACUUACACACAAGUCGGACAAAGUUUGUUCGUACGAGUGGAUGCACUUGAAUUGGCUAAAUAUUCAAAACAUCCGUAUGGUUCCCUUGGCAAGAAGGGGAUGGUAGCAAUUUUAACCAUUGCUAUUUUCUUGUUAUUGUUUUUGGGGAUCACUUUCUUGUAUUGGUUUGUAAAAGGCAGGAAAAAUGGGAUAAGAAGGGAUCGAAAGUAUUCCUUUCGUCUUAGGAUUGAUGACUCUCCCAGUCUUCAAGAAUUUAACAGUACGCAAAAUUCAGAUUUACCAUUCUUUGAUCUUAGCUCCAUAGCUGCUGCAACAGACAAUUUCUCUACAGAUAACAAGCUUGGUCAAGGUGGUUUCGGUUCUGUUUAUAAGGGUACACUGAGUAAUGGAAUGGCAAUAGCAGUGAAGAGACUGUCAAAGUAUUCUGGACAAGGCAUAGAAGAGUUUAAAAAUGAGGUUGUUUUGAUUUCAAAGCUCCAGCACAGAAAUCUUGUGAGGAUCUUAGGCUGUUGCAUUGAAGGGGAGGAGAAGAUGUUAAUCUACGAGUAUUUGCCUAACAAAAGCUUGGACUCUUUCAUUUUUGAUGAAUAUAAAAGGUCACAGCUAGACUGGAGAAAACGUUUUGAUAUCAUCUGUGGGGUUGCUAGAGGGAUCUUAUACCUUCAUCAAGAUUCACGAUUAAGAAUCAUUCAUAGAGACCUAAAGGCCAGUAAUGUCUUGCUGGACUCUUCACUGAACCCAAAAAUUGCAGAUUUUGGCAUGGCUAGAAUAUUUGGUGGAGACCAAAUUGAAGCAAACACAAAUCGUGUAGUUGGAACCUAUGGCUAUAUGUCACCAGAAUAUGCCAUGGAAGGACAAUUUUCAGUAAAAUCUGAUGUAUACAGCUUUGGAAUUUUACUUCUAGAGAUUGUUACCGGCAGAAAGAAUAGUGGUCACUACGAAGACAUUACAUCCACAAACUUAGUUGGACAUAUAUGGAAUCUAUGGAAAGAAGGCAAAGCCAUGGAGAUUGUUGAUCCAUCAUUAGGAGAGUCAUGCUCUGACCGUGAAGUCCAAAGAUGCAUUCAAAUUGGGCUUUUGUGUGUGCAAGAUUAUGCUGUAGAUAGGCCAUUUAUGUCAACAGUUAUUUUCAUGUUGGGUAAUGACUCAACUCUUCCUACUCCAAAACAACCAGCAUUUAUUUUCAAGAAAACUAAUUAUGAGAGUUCAAAUCCAUCAACAAGUGAUGGACAUUAUUCAGUAAAUGAGGUAAGUAUGACUAUGGUUGAAGCUCGCUGAUGGCCAAGGCUCGUAACUAUGAUGCUAGUGGUAUGAAUAGAAAACCAAGAUUUGCCAAAAUAUUGUAUAUGAAAAUUCACUGGUAAUCCGAUUCAAAAUGAUGAUUUAAAAUCAGGGUUCAUAUGGGGAUGAGGCUCAGUCCCGCAUUUUACCUCUUGUUGUAUAACUAUACAGCGCUAAUUAUAUUUCUGUGUAAAUAAUAAUAAUAAAUGUACCACCUUGUUAACAAGAGUCUCUUCUUUCUUUAUUCUAUUGUUUUUAUUUCAUUUUUUUGGUUCGAAAUUAAUCUAAAGUUAAAUUGUUGCUGUAGGCUUGUCAUAAAGCUACAACUUAAUAUCAAAAGAAGAGGAAAGUUAAUGUUGUAU
Molecule: messenger RNA, 3771 nt
Organism: Abrus precatorius (Indian licorice)
Lineage: Eukaryota; Viridiplantae; Streptophyta; Magnoliopsida; Fabales; Fabaceae
Product: G-type lectin S-receptor-like serine/threonine-protein kinase At1g11410
Exons: 7
Coding region: 884-3406 (840 amino acids)
Biological process (GO): recognition of pollen; protein phosphorylation
Molecular function (GO): ATP binding; protein serine/threonine kinase activity
Source: RefSeq, a predicted model, not a curated record